AUGGCGUCCAAUCGCUACAACGGCCAUGACAACCGCCCUCCCGCCAGCCAGAUCCCCCUCCAAGAUCUUUCCAGACCGGCAGAAGUCGUCGCCGCCGAUGACCGGGGCAGGAGCCGCGCAGGGAGCGUGGGGAGCAGGCUCUUCUCACGCCGCUCGGUGCUCCGCCGUGGAUCGCGCAGGAAUUAUGAAAGCGUCGCCGAGGAGUCGCCGGUCGACUCGGCUGCCGCCAGCAGACACCACUGGGGACCGUCUCCCUAUUCGCAUGAGGGGGAGGUUUCGUCUCCCAUCGAGGACCUCGGAGGCUUUGCGAUGGCCAUGUCGUCCGUGGGACUCAGUUUCGAUGGCCCCCAGCCAACCUUUCCGUCUCUAUCAGCCCCUCCAGCAGCAUCGCGCCCGCUAGACGACUCCGACUCCAGCCUCGAUAUCGUUCCUUUACACUCUCACGAUUUUCACGAACCCGAACCCUACACCACGCCCACCGAGGCUCAACAACCGACGGCGCGAUUGACGGAUCCUCAAUUUGUGCAGCCUAUCUCCGGGGCCCCUGAACCACAACACCAAAGGAACGUCACUCGCGGGCAAUCCGUUCAUUUUGCCGAUGACACGCGUCUGGGCGACGACCUCCCUCACCUGGAGGCCGGGACGGGGCGACACCACCGAAGCCGGGACCGGUCUCGUUCCUUGUCCCCUUCGGCUCCCGGUGGCGCUUUGCUUCGAGCGAGUAGUAUGGUGAAAUCCAUUUCAUCACGAGUUGUCAACCUGAGUAAUGAGCCGGAAGUGAUUCAGCAGUCGAUUGAGAGAGAAGAGUCAUACAAACAUGCACGGCUGGAAGGCCCUCCGGAAUUGCCUGAAAUGGUGGAAUUCGAAGAUGAACCCUAUACAGGGCCCCGGUCGCGCAAGAGGAGGCGGCUCUCGGCGAAGUUGUGGAGGGACCGAAACAAUCCGUUCAGGGGCAGGUCCCUCGGCAUUCUGGGACCGCAGAAUCCUCUUCGCUUGUGGUUAUGUGAUGUUCUGGUUCAUCCGUUCACAGAACCCAUUAUCCUGGGUCUCAUUCUCAUCCAAACUGUGCUGCUGGCCAUCGAAUCCUCGCAGUCAGUAUGGAAUCAGAAGAAGGAGAAUAACUGGGGAGGCAACUUUCUGGACUUCGUUUUCUUCGGCAUCUUCGUCAUCUAUACGCUGGAGAUGAUCGCCAAGAUCCUGGUGUCGGGACUCGUCUGGAACCCGGUCGAGUACAGUACCCUCAAUCGAUCGCUCGGGUUACGCAGCGCGAUGGCAGAGAAGGGCCGGAACCUGAUCACGCCGCAUCGACAGUCCCAGUCCGCAACGGGUAAGAAAGCGUCGGUACUUCAAGUGGAACCGCAGACCUCGAUUUUACGCACCUUCACCGGGAUGAAUGGCCCCGAGGCGGAAGUGUACGACCCUCUUCAGAAACGCCGUGUUCGACUCGCCCAUCGUGCGUUUCUACGUCACUCCUUUAAUCGCCUGGACUUUGUGGCAGUUGUCGCUUACUGGGUCUCUUUCUUGCUCACCGUGGAUGGUGUAGAAAAGGUUCACCAGCUGUACAUCUUUCGCAUGCUGAGUUGUCUCCGGAUCCUUCGUCUUCUGCUUCUUACCAACGGUACCUCGGUGAUUCUUCGCAGUCUCAAGAGAGCUGCCCCCCUACUUGUCCACGUCGCGUUUCUCAUCGGCUUCUUCUGGCUCCUUUUUGCUGUUGUUGGCAUCCAAAGCUUCAAGUCGAGCUUACGAAGGACUUGCAAAUGGGUCGACCCCGAAGGCCAGAACAAUUUCACUUUGAAUGACCCAUAUAAUGUCUUGCAAUUCUGUGGUGGUUUCCUCGACAACACUACUGGCGAAGCAAGGCCUUGGAUGGAUGCUCAAGGAUUAUUACAAAACUAUAAACCCAAAGGAUACAUUUGCCCGCGCGGCUCUGUGUGCAUCGAAGGUCAAAACCCCUACAACGGGACUGUCAGCUUCGAUAAUAUCGUGCAAUCACUGGAACUGGUCUUUGUGAUCAUGAGCUCCAACACCUUCACCGAUUUGUUGUACUACACUACCGACAGCGACUAUCUCGCAGCUGCACUGUUCUUUGCUUGUGGACUCGUCAUUCUGAGUUUGUGGCUUGUCAACUUGCUGGUUGCCGUCAUCACGCAUUCUUUCCAGGUUAUUCGAGAGGAGAGCAAGCGCAGUGCGUUCGCCGUUAAUACGAUUGAUGCUGCGGAGGAGGAAGAGAAGACUUCGCGGAAGAUGUCCUCAUUCAAACAGCUCUAUGAUAAAACCGAAUGGCUUUGGGUUUGUGUCAUCUUCUUCGAUCUUGUUGUGCAAGCGAUGAGAAGCUCUACGAUGGGAUCGGAUCGAGUCAGCUUCAUCAGUGACACGGAAAUUGUCAUUACUAUUGUUCUGCUGGUCGAAAUCAUUCUACGAUUCGCGUCGGACUGGCGUUCAUUCCACAAGAAGCGCCGCAAUUGGUUUGAUUUGUUUCUUGUGGUUGUCACUUGUGUCAUUCAGAUACCGCCCAUCAGAAACUGCGGCCGGCCGUACACCGUCCUCACCGUCUUCCAAAUUCUCCGGGUGUACCGAGUUGUACUGGCGUUUUCAGUGACCAGAAACCUCAUCCAGGUGGUCUUCCGGAAUGCGGUCGGUCUGAUCAAUCUUAUCAUCUUCGUGUUCUUGAUGACCUUCCUCGUCGCUAUCUUUGCAACCCAACUUUUUCGAAGCCAGAUCCCCGAAAAUGACCCGUCCGGCAACUCGAUCGACAUUACUUUUGCAGAUAUCUACAACUCGUUCCUCGGAAUGUACCAAAUCUUCUCGAGUGAGAACUGGACGACUAUUCUGUACAAUGCAACGGCAUACACAGAUAGUUUCAAUACCGCGUGGAUUUCAGCCGCGUUUAUCAUUCUUUGGUUUAUCUUGGCCAACUUUAUCAUCCUGAAUAUGUUCAUUGCUGUCAUCCAGGAGAGUUUUGAUGUUUCAGAGGAUGAGAAGCGAGUCCAUCAAGUCAGGGCGUUUCUAGAACAGAAGCAAGUCCACAACAUGCAGGCUCAAGGAAAUCUCUCGUUGUCGAAAAUCCUUCGGCUGGGGCGCGAAGAUCGAUACAAAGAUCCGCUUGACCAUGGUCCUGCAGCACUGGAAAUGCUCCUGAAAGAUGCCGUCGUGCGAGAGUUCCUUGAUGAAGAAGAAGCCGAGCAGGAACAACCUCCGAACCGGCGGCGAGUGAGUACGCAGCCCUUUGGGUUCAGCGAGGGAAAUGGCCAGCUUAAUUUUCUCUCGCGCCUUUGGAAUAAGACCACCACUUUUAUCAUGCGCAGAGAAACCAACCCGUUCUACUCCAAGCUCAAGUUCUCUCGUGCCUAUGAAGAGUUGGAUCCCACAACGAUGGCCAAGGAAGUGGUGUCAGCGGCAGAGCAAAGAAAGCGAGCUCAGCGAGAGUAUCUCGUCAAAUAUCCGAACUACAACAAGUCCCUCUUCAUCUUUUCACAUGACUCCUCGAUCCGUCGAUUCUGUCAGCGGAUCGUCGGCCCUGGUCGUGGUCAUCAGCGCGCUCAAGGCGUGGACCCAUACAAACCAUUAUGGUACACCUUCUCUGCCUUGAUUUAUGCGGCCAUUGUGGCAAUGGUCAUCCUCGCGUGCAUUACGACGCCACUGUAUCAACGGCAGUAUUUCCGGUCCAAUCGCAAUUGGUUCGUUUACACUGAUUUCGGCUUCGCUGUUGUGUUUACCGUUGAAGCCAUCAUCAAAGUCGUUGCCGACGGUUUCUUUUGGACUCCCAAUGCAUACUUCCGAAGCUCCUGGGGAUUUAUUGACGGAAUAGUCUUGGUGACACUCUGGAUCAAUGUUGGCAGUUCGUUGAAAAAGGAUUGGAACGUUUCCCGGGCCAUUGGUGCCUUCAAAGCCCUGAGAGCAUUGCGGCUGCUGAAUGUCAGCGACAGCGCCAAGGAUACCUUCCACUCGGUCAUCAUUCUUGGAGGAUGGAAGGUUGUCGCUGCCAUAGCCGUCUCAAUGAGUUUCCUGAUCCCAUUUGCCAUCUACGCCGUGAAUCUGUACAAUGGUCAAAUGGUCCAAUGCAACGACACCAACUUUGCGGGCAACUUGACUGCUUGCGUCAAUGAGUGGGCUAGCUCUCCUUAUAACUGGGAUGUGUGGGCUCCCAGAGUCGCCACCAACCCCUAUUAUGACUUCGACAAUUUCGGUGACGCGCUCUUCAUUCUUUUCCAGAUUGUGUCACAAGAGGGCUGGAUCGAUGUGCAGGGGAGCGCCAUGAGUAUUACGGGACAGGGCGUACAGCCCCAAAACAACGCUUCGCCCGCGAAUGGCCUCUUCUUCGUCGUGUUCAACUUGCUCGGAGCCGUGUUCGUGUUGACGCUGUUCGUGUCGGUGUUUAUGCGCAACUACACGGAACAAACUGGCGUCGCCUUCCUGACAGCCGAGCAACGCUCCUGGCUCGAACUGCGCAAGCUUCUUCGCCAGAUCUCUCCAUCCAAGCGCUCCUUUGACGAUAAGAGCCAGAAGUGGCGGUUGUGGUGCUAUCGAAUCGCGGUCAAGAAACAUGGUCGGUGGGCACGGUUUGUGACUUGCAUCCUUGUGGUACACCUGCUCCUGCUGGUCUUGGAAUUCUAUCCCGAGCCUUACAUAUGGGAGCUUGUUCGCUCUUUGCUGUUCUUCGCGUUCAUGUUUGUCUACGCAGCCAACGUCCUCAUUCGGUUGAUUGGCCUGGGGUGGCAUCGAUUCAGUCGCAGUUCGUGGGAUCUCUUCUCCUUGGUGGCCGUGCCCGGUGCUCUCAUCACCACCAUCAUAGAUCUUUCGUCGGGUAUGGAGGUUGUGAUGGAGUUGAACAAGCUGUUUCUUGUGGCCAUCGCCCUGCUGCUUAUUCCGCGGAACAACCAGCUCGACCAGCUGUUCAAGACGGCCGCAGCCUCUCUCACGGCAAUCAGCAAUCUCCUUGCGACAUGGUUCGUUUUGUUCUUGGUUUACGGAAUCGCCAUGAACCAGGCAUUCGGCCUGACCAAGUUCGGCAGUAACGAGACCCACAACCUCAAUUUCCGGGACGUGCCCAAGUCUCUCAUCCUCCUCUUUCGGAUGAGUUGUGGAGAAGGAUGGAAUCAAAUCAUGGAGGACUUUGCUACCAUGUCGGGUGAACGAUGCACAUACGACGCCAAUUUCCUUGACGAUGAUUGUGGUAGUGCGUCGUGGGCCCGGUCUCUUUUCAUUUCCUGGAACAUCAUCAGCAUGUAUCUUUUCGUGUCUCUGUUCGUCUCUCUCAUCUUCGAGAGCUUCUCGUAUGUCUAUCAGCGAAGCAGCGGGCUGUAUGCAAUCAGUCGCGAGGAAAUCCGUCGCUUCAAGCAGGCGUGGGCUACCUUCGACCCGGAUGGAACUGGAUUCAUCACCAAGGAGCAGUUCCCUCGAUUACUUGGGGAACUUUCCGGCAUCUUUGAGAUGCGAAUCUACGACGGCGAAUUUACAGUUGGAAGCAUUCUCGAACGGUGUCGGGUCGACCCCCGAGACUCGAUGAUGCCCAUUCGUUCCCGAGUUACUGACGGAAUCAACCUGGAUGAGCUCACCGAGAUCAUUAAUUCCAUUCCUGUUGAUACGAUCCGGUCUCGACGGCAGCGACUCAACAAGUUUUACGAGGAAGUGCUCGUCUCGGCGGAUCCAGAACGUGGCAUCUCCUUCCACUCUGUCUUGAUGAUUCUAGCCCACCACAACGUCAUCACCGAUAGCAAGAGUUUGCGUCUGGAAGAAUUCCUGCGGCGCCGAGCACGCCUGCAGCGUGUGGAUGAAGCCGUUCGACGCAACACGGUGAUUGGCUUCUUUGAUACUCUAUACUGGUCGCGAGAGUUCCGGCGCAAGGUCAACCACAAGAAAUCUGGUCGUCUGAGCAUGAUCCCUACCUUCACCGUGCCGGAGAUCUUUGUCGACGAUCCCGGCGACGCGGACGAGGAUGAGCCUGCUCCUGGUCCAAUGACACCCCGCGCGUUGUCCACAUCCGACGAUGGUGCGCCAAUGCUUUCGCCCGCGUCGCGCCCACGCGCAGAGUCCAGUCCGACUUCACGCCAGCACAACCUGCCUCGCCUUGACACCUCCAACCUGUCGUCAGGCCGGUCUUCUGGCGCCAGCUCUCCCACCGGGGACUGGGCUGGGUACAGUCCGACGCGCACUCCGCGCCACAUGUACGGCGGCGAACGCUCACCGUUCGAAACCGACGAGUCUCGAGCAUCUGAUUCGAGAACAGGAAUGGGCGGCGACCACUCGCGCCAGAACAGCGCCAUGAGCGUCCAGGAAGUCAUGAACUCGCUCGAGAACUCCGCCUGGGGUGCGAGUAUCCGGCGCAGCUUCACGCAGCGGCGGUCGGGCGAUCGAUCCGGCGAGCCUUAG
Messenger RNA from Penicillium riverlandense, 6369 nucleotides. It is a transcript of the gene cch1, whose product is annotated as calcium channel protein CCH1. Gene Ontology annotation, biological process: calcium ion import across plasma membrane. The record is from RefSeq and is a predicted model, not a curated record. Gene Ontology annotation, molecular function: calcium ion binding; high voltage-gated calcium channel activity. The transcript is spliced from 2 exons. Gene Ontology annotation, cellular component: voltage-gated calcium channel complex; membrane. Bases 1 to 6369 code for a protein of 2122 amino acids. NCBI's taxonomy places the organism in Eukaryota, Fungi, Ascomycota, Eurotiomycetes, Eurotiales, Aspergillaceae.